Messenger RNA from Symbiodinium necroappetens, 3696 nucleotides. Lineage: Eukaryota; Dinophyceae; Suessiales; Symbiodiniaceae. The record is from the annotation of a GenBank genome assembly.
AUGGCAUUGCUGAUGCCGCGCAUCCUCGAACAUGUCCUGCCUGACGUGUUGGAGGGGCUGACUGAUCAACCAGUAAUAGUCGAUAACGUUUCUCUCAGCUGGUUGUCCCUGCAGGCAAAUGUGUCCAGGCUUAUAGUGGGCUCUGAUGAGACACCCGCACUUCUCUGUGAAAACUUCUCGCUGGCCUUUGAUGCUGCGGCAUUGCUGCAGGGACAGCUGCGCAUAACCUCAGCGGGUGCGGAUGUUCUUCACGUGGAUCUUGAUCAGUGGCAGGGUGACAACAGCGAUGAGCCUAUGGAUGUGCAACUUAUUGAAUCCUGGCUGCCCGAGCGGGUUUACAUCACCGCCCUGGAGGUUUAUCAGGCAGAGCGUCCUGUUGCAAAGACCCGGGACAAUCUUUUUCUGCGGCGAGAGGGUGAUUUACAGACUUUGAACUGGGUCCAGGCAGGACUCAGCGCUCAGCUCUCAGUGAGCCUGCAAUUCUCUCCGCUUUUUGACGUGUUGCGGCACAAGCGCGGGCACAUUCAGAUUGAGAUAGCACAAGCGGGUCAGGUAGAAGAUCUGCUGACCGCUGACGUAUCCAUUACGCCAGCGGAAGCUGCGGGUGUGGCCUACGUUUUCCAGCUUGAAGGUUUGGCUGUUACAGGGUCCUGGUCUUAUGAGGUUGCCGAUUUACUGGAAUGGCCGGAACACAGUGAUCUGCGGCUGAAGCGGUUGGAUGUGAAUCGUAUUCAGGCUCUGAUUGUUGAGUUGACAGCUGACGUGACUGAAAAGGGUACGGUGCAGCCAGCGAACUCAUCACAAGACUGGCUGCAGGUGUCUUUGCCGCAGGUGUCGCUGCCAGCGCAUCAGGCUCACGUGCGGGUAGAUGAGCUGCUCAUAGGCAGCGACUCCGUCCGUGAUCUGACCACCCGGAUUGUCACUCGGGCUGGCGAUACCGGCUCGCCUGCAGGCAUACAAUUUCAUGAUCUCAACGCAGACCUUGCGGGUGCUGAUCUCAAAGGCGAUCUUGCGUUUGUGUUCGGCAGACAGUGGGAUAUUGCGGCUGAUCUAGCUGCGGUAAGUCAGGCAGAGUCUGAUGCGAUUGCCAAAGAUGCACUGUUGUACUGGCACAGUGGUCACGUGGACCUGACUACCCGGGGCGGAAAGCCCAUCGAACUGUUGGAAAAUGCCCGUGGUUCGUUGGCAGCAGCUGGCCUUUACCAUGGCGCCGAAGCUUUGCCGAUGCGCCUGAGCGCAGAGUUUGACAGCGAACUUGGCUUGCUGGGUUCAGAUGCGUUGAAGCUGCAGGUGGGCGAAUCGGAUAUUAGUGGCGCGUUGUGGACGGAUGAUUCACGGCGCGCUUUGAGUGCGCGGCUCAACGCCAAAUAUUUAAACUUUGAUGUCUUACGUCGAGAUACGGGUGCUGAUGCUGCUGCCCCGUUUGAGUUCAACCUGCCUGAACGCAUUGGGUUACCUUCGAAUUUCCCCAUGGAUGUUGAAUUUGCCGGUGACCGUAUCCAGUUGGCUGGUCUGGCUUUCAACACCGUUGUAGUUGGCUUUCAGAAUCAAGCCGACAGCGCAAACAUCGACGUGUCUUUCAAUACGGGUUUGCAAGGUCGGAUACGGCUCAAUCUCAGCGAACAACGCGUGGGUAACGAAGCAGCGUUAAACCUGGAUCUGAAACUGUCUGCCGUUGAUCUCCAACAACUGGGGUCAGACGUUCCGCUGGUCGUGACGUCCGCGCAGUUGAAUCUGGCCGGCAGAGGUGAUGGUCUGCCUUCUGUUGUUUCGAGCCUGGCGGGUGAGUUGAUGGUUGAACUCUCAUCGGCUCGUUUAUCUGAGGAUCUCCAGUUCAGAGCAAUCCCUUCCUUUGGUGUGGCGGCAGGGCAGGUAACCAGCCUGUCGCUGUCUGAGUUGGAUAUGCAAAUGGGCAAGACCACGCGCACCCUCGGUGAAUUGUUGGUGACGCUGCCAGAGCUUGCGGUGACAGGGCAACUCAACACAUCAUCGAUCAAUCUGGAUACGCUGAUUGUUUCUGCCGAUGAAUCCCAGGCUGAGCCUGAUCCGACGCCACUGUUACCGCUCCUACAGAGCCUGCCUACUGUUGACCUGCAAAUUGCGCUUGGAGAAUUAACGCUUGAAGCACAAACGCUGACGAACGCCAGUUUGCGAUUAGAGACCCAGCCCGGAAGCCUGAACAUUGCGGAUGCCAGCUUCAACAGCCCGUUUGGCGCUGUGCAAUGGCAGGCGAGCAUGGUGACCUACAAUGGUGCAGCUGAUGUCCAGAUGGAUGGUGCGGUCCAGGGCCUGACGGUGGCGUCUCUGACACAGUCCCAGAUGAAAGACCUCCUCGAUAAGCCGCUUGCCGGUACCCUGGCGCUGCGUGGUCGGGGUGGAGAUUGGGCCGAGCUUUCUCACGAUUCACGCCUGCGACUGAAACUGGCCGCACUACCCGUGGCGACAAACCAGCGACCCGAAUUUGACAUUGAUGUAGAACUGCGGGCGCUUGACGGGGGUCUAUGGCAGGCAGACAUCGCUGAUCUCUACUGGCGCAACAGCGAUCUCCAAGGCAGGGCUACCUUUCGUGAUACGCAGCCGCCGGAAUUGCGUGCUGACCUUAACGCCGGUUAUUUAGAUCUGACUCCGUUCCAUCCGCCGCAAGCAGAUGGAGCGGGCAAGGUAUCGGAUGCUGGCUUGAUCCGCUCUGUUUCCAAUACAACCGCGCGAGCGCUGAAUUUUCUAUCCGAUUCAAUCCGCUCCUCCAUAGGCGCCAGAGCGCGCCCGACUGAUUCAACGAGUAGUAGAUAUUUCAGUGCCCAGCCCUGGUCGUUAGAGGUCAUGGAUACGGUAGAUGCGGACAUCAAAAUUGCUGCUGAUCGGGUGAAGUCCCGGCGUGGUGAGGCGCGUCACGUCACCUUCUUUGGCCGUGUAGGCGGCCGUCAGCUUAAUGUGCAGCUGCAAAGCCCGCAGGCCAAUGGCGGCGCGCUUGAUUUCUCGCUGGCAUAUGAUGCUACCCAACAGCCUGCUUUGGCCAGACUUUCCCUGUCACUUGCAAAUGUGCGCCUUAACCCACUGCCAGGGGUUGCACCCAUGAGUGCAUUUGUUGACCUGGCGGCGCAGGGAAACAGUGAGCGCACUUUGGCAAGCUCCCUCAAGGGUCAUGUUUAUAUAGAGGCGGGUUCCGGCUCGGCAAGCUUUGCGGACUUCGGCGGCGGUCUGCUGACCGGUGAUCUGGUUCAGGGUGUUUUCGGCAAAUUAUUGCCUGCGACUGAAAAGGCGCCUGACCUGCAUUGCGCGGUAGGCUACGCACAUCUGGUGGGUGGCAGCUUUGCCGCGCCCGCCACUAUUGUCAUGCAAACGCCUGUCGCCAACGUCCUUAUUCAGGCGCAAGCUGAUUUAAGACAGGAAACGAUCUCGGCGCAGCUGGAUUCAAGAAGUCGUAAGGGUGCGGGCCUGAGUGUAGGCAAUGUUUUCUCGAAUACAGUUCGACUGGAGGGCAGUCUUGCAAAACCGGAGAUUGUUUCUAACACAAAAGGUCUGCUGUGGCGUUAUGGGGCAGCGGUAGCAACCGGCGGUAUAUCGCUGAUUGGUGAGAGUGUCUACAAGCGUUUAAUGAUCGAUGGCGAAGCCUGUAAGACGAUGAAAACGACGCUGCGGGAAAAAGUCUGCAUGCCGGGUUCAGCACUGAUUAAAUCGCAAUUGGUCUGUGGCUAA